CAACGGCGUAGCAAACAAUGCAAGACGAGCAAGCACUUUUUUUUUAGAGAGAGGAGUGGGUUUGCAGCAGCGGAAGUUGCCGUUGCCUAGGAGACGGAUUUCAACUUCCGGCUGCGGGAGUCGGUUGCCUUGCCGGUUCGGUUGCUCGAGAUGCCGCCGAAACAGAGAUCUAGAUCGAUUAACAUCCAGCCGCAAACACCAAUUGCUAAGGUGAUAUCAAAGAAGUACAAGAAGGAUGAAGAUGACAUUACUGAGAUGGGAGAUGGAGACGACUGGAAUUUAGGAAAGACAAAUCUAAUCAAACCUGCUGAUCAACUAGAUCUCACUGAACAAGAACUAAAGGAAGAAAUUACUUGUGUUCUUACUGCCAACAAUCCACAUGCUCCUCAAAACAUUGUAAGAUACAGCUUCAAAGAAAGAGCUUACAAACAGGUACCAAUAAUUAGCCAACUAGCCAUUCACUUUUCAUUGGAUGGAAACCUAUUACACAAAGAUUCAGAUGAAGCAAAGCGACAGAUGUCUCAAUUGGAGAUUUCUGAAGAUGAAGAACCUUUAGCAGCUUCUACGCCGACUGAAGCAAUGCCAUAUGAAAAUGCAAAGAUAGACAUAGAAGAAGAUGUAGAAGAGCUUCCAGAUGCAAAGGCAAUGGAUGAGGAAGAAGAAAAGGAAAUAAUUAAACCUAAGCAAGAACGAAGAAUUCCCAACCAGUUCAACUUCAGUGAAAGAGCUUCACAGACUUUCAACAAUCCAAUGAGGGAAAAUGGAUGCCAGACAGAACCACCUCCCAGAGCAAGUUUUUCAUCAACAGCCAACCAGUGGGAAAUCUUUGAUGCUUAUGAGGAAGAAUUAGCAAAACAAGUGGUCAAGAAAGAGAAGCCAAAGGUACAGACUACAAAGAAAGGCGAAAUAUCAAAGAAAAAAGUAUCAGCUACUGAAAGCAUGGGUGAUGAUAUUUCAAGAGUUGGUAAAGUGGCUAAAAUAGUGGAACGAAUGGUGAACCAAAACACUUUUGAUGAUAUUGCACAAGACUUCAAGUAUUUUGAAGAUCCAUCUGAUGAAUUCCGGGAUCAAGAGGGCACUGUUCUGCCUCUGUGGAAAUAUUUUUUUGAAAAGGCAAAGAGACUGGCAGUUACUGGGAUGUGCUGGAAUCCUAGAUACCAUGACCUUUUUGCAGUGACCCAUGGCUCCUAUGAUUUCAUGAAGCAGAACCACGGCAUGCUUCUGGUUCACUCCUUGAAAAAUCCUACCUACCCUGAAUACCAGUACAGUACAGAGAGCAGUGUUUUGUGCUUAGACAUCCAUGAUGACUAUCCACAUUUGAUCGUUGUUGGUUUUUAUGAUGGCAACGUUGCUGUCUACAAUAUGAUGGAACAGACUGAUGGGCCCACUUACAAGAGUACAGCUUACUCAGGCAAGCACAGUGAUCCAGUUUGGCAGGUAAAGUGGCAAAAAGAUGAUCUCGACAACAAUAUUAACUUCUGCUCUAUCUCUUCGGAUGGGCGUUUUGUUUCUUGGGCUUUGGUUAAGAAUGAAAUUAUUCAUACUGAUAUUAUCAAACUUACACUGGAUGGAAUUUGUAAGGAUGCACUAGAAAAUUUGCAGCUGCAUAUUGUGGGUUGUGGAACAUCCUUUGACUUCCAUAGACAGAAAACAAACGUGUUUCUGGUUGGUACUGAAGAAGGAAAAAUACACAAGUGCUCUAAGGCCUAUUCAAGUGAAUUUCUGGCAACAUAUGAUGCUCAUCAUAUGGCAGUGGAUGCAUUGCAUUGGAAUACCUUUCAUCCAGAUGUCUUCAUUUCCUGCAGUUCAGAUUGGACUGUGAAGAUUUGGGAUCACAAUAUAAAGAAUCCACUGUUCACCUAUGAUCUAAAUUCACCAGUUGGAGAUGUUGCUUGGUCACCAUACUCUUCAACUGUGUUUGCAGCAGUAACAACAUCUGGAAAGGUUCAUGUGUAUGAUUUAAAUGUUAACAAAUAUGAACCAAUUUGUCAGCAAGCUAUCGUGAACAAGAAGAGAAAUAAACUCACACAUAUUGCAUUCAACCCAACCCACCCCAUCAUAAUGGUCGGAGAUGAGCGUGGCGGUGUGACAAUCUUGAAGUUGUCUCCAAAUCUGCGAAAACAGCCAAAGGCAAAGAAAGGACAAGAAGUGCAAAAAGGGCCCCAAGUGGAAAAAGCUAAACUGGACAAGCUACUGGCUCUGGUUAGAGACCCCAUUGUCAAGGAGACCUAAUUAGCCCUUGCAAUGAGGAUACUUAUUCAAUGUUUCCAAAUGAAUCAGCAGUCAUGUGUAAGCCUGACACCAUCAAAGCUACUACUACUUAAGAAAUGAAAUACCCUGCAUGUUUUUUGUUUAUAAACACAGCACAAAACCCUAACAGCAUAGGAAUGUUUUGAGAUAUAAUGAGAUAAAUCUGUCAAUUUAGUAUAUUUACAGACAAAUUUAUUUUUCCUCCUACUUAUUGAUGAUUUUUUUGUAUGAAAAUCUAGAGAAAUAAACAGAUACUUUAGAACUGGUAGAUUACUUUUGUGCAGCUUACAAAAUAAAGUCUUGUAUUUUACUUGAAUUCUGGAGAGAAAUAAAAGCU
This is a messenger RNA of Mobula hypostoma (lesser devil ray), 2587 nucleotides long. RefSeq names its product dynein, axonemal, intermediate chain 1, paralog 2 (gene dnai1.2). The coding region runs from base 151 to 2232 and encodes 693 amino acids. The transcript is spliced from 21 exons. Lineage: Eukaryota; Metazoa; Chordata; Chondrichthyes; Myliobatiformes; Myliobatidae. Gene Ontology annotation, molecular function: dynein heavy chain binding; dynein light chain binding. Gene Ontology annotation, biological process: outer dynein arm assembly; cilium movement. Gene Ontology annotation, cellular component: outer dynein arm. The record is from RefSeq and is a predicted model, not a curated record.